AUGGAUGCCCUCACACCUGCCCUUCUGUGCCUUGGUGCCCUGGGUUUCCUGUGGGGCCCAACGGCUGCAGUUGUGGAUUUCCAGGGCCGUUACUUCAUCACGGCUUUCUUGGAGAAUGGGGGCGCCGACAAGCCCAACUUCCGGCUGUACGUGUCGCCACCCCCGAAGGGGCCCCCGACGGCUGUGCAAGUGAGGGCGUACCCGGUGGGGGGACCGCCCUUUCGGCGCGCGCUGAGCCUGCUGCCAGGCAUCACUGCAUUGGUGCGGCUGCCCGGCGCCGUGGAACUGCAGGGCUCGCGGCGGGAAGCGGGCGGAGCGGUGCGCUUAGCAGCUUCGCGGCCAGUGGGAGUGACAGUGGUGAACGCACGUGGACGCGCCUCCCUAGACACGGCACUAGCGCUUCCGCGCCGCCUGCUGGGUACUCGCUACGUGGUGGUGACGCCGUCGCUGCAGCCCCACGACCGGCACAAGGAGUUUGCGGUGGUAGCCGGCGCUAGGCCCACGCGCCUGCGCCUCACGGCUCCCGUGCCCAUCCUGCUGGAUGGCGUCGAGCAUGCUGCCAGCCGGCCCCUCCUCGUACAUCUUGAGCCCUUCCAGGCGCUGCAGGUGCAGAGCGCAGGUGACCUGUCAGGCACCCGCGUCGUGGCCACUCAUCCCGUCGCGCUGCUGGCUGGCCACAGUUGCCUGCAAGCGAGAGAUAAGGCCUGUGGCCACGUGUCCGAACAACUGCUGCCCCAGGAUUACUGGGGCCGCGUCUACGCCGUGCCCCCGUUCGCGCCCGCGGCUCCGGGACCCAGAGAUCACGUGUACGUGGCUGCUGACAGUUUGGGCAGCCUGAACUUCUGGGGGGGCGGUGCCAAAGGGGCGCGGGCUCUGGGCCUUGGAGCCGUGCUGCACUUCGCGGUGGACCCAGUGCGCCCCCUGGUGCUGCGCUCCUCCGCCCGCCUGCAGGUGCUUUUCCUGGCUGCGGCUGCGGCCCGCGGGAGCGUCGCAUACAAUCCCUUUUUCGCUCUCUUGCCCCCGGUGGACGCGUUCAGCCGCAGCUUCGCGCUCACCGCGCAGCCGGGCUUUUCCAACGUGGCGGUGCUCGUGGCGCGUGAGCCCACCCUGGUGCUCCUAGAUCGGCAGCCGCUGCCCAACCUGCACUGGCGCCUCAUCCCCGGCGGCCCCGAGCCGCAUCACGGGCAGCAUUCUGGUCAAAGCCAGGCCCCCACUCAGGGUUUCGCCUGGACUGAGGUGGCAUAUGGGCCUGGGCAAGGAGUAGUGCACUUCCUGGAGACUCGCGGGACGCCCGUGGGCGUGCUUAGCUUCGGCACCGCCCCGGGCGCUGGCUUCGGGACCCAAGCUGCGCGGCAGCCAAGCGUGAGUGAGCAGCGCUCGCGCCCAAGACAAUCGGAAGAUAUUCUGAGUGAAGAAGAUCUGAACCCUCCCACAGAAUCCUAUCCCCUCAUAGAGUCUUCCCUGAUGAUGCCACUCCAGUUCCCAGGAUCCUGUAAGGACCACGCAUGCUCCGAUGGGACCACAUGUCAUCUUGUAAAGCACAAACCUGAGUGUGUGGCCAGCACGAAGACCACAUUUGAGUCUGACAUCGUGUUCAGUUCCAAGACAAUAUCUCUGAAGGACCUCGAAACAGCGUCCAUCUCCAGCUCUAAAACCAUGGCAGUGGCCAAACCAGGAUCAGAAAGCACACCUGAACCAGAACCAGGACUUGUAGCAGUGACCAUGGCUUAUCCAGGGUUUGCACAAGGGGCUUUGAAUGAACCUCAGCCUGAAUCUAUAGCUUUGGUUGAACCAGAACCUGGACUUCUGUCUGUAAAAGAACCAAUUCCCGAAACCCUGACUGUGGCUUUAUCGGCACCUGUACCUUUCCCCCUGCCAAUGCCCAUAGCUGAACCAGAGUCCAAACCCAAGACAGUGUCUGGGUCUAGGUCAGAAACGGUCUCAGUGGCCAAGUUGGGGCUCAAGGUGGUGGCAGGGACUGAACCAGGCUUAGAGGCUGUGACUAUGGCAAAACAAGAACUUGAAACUGUGUCUGGGUCCAAAAUGGCGUCUCAGGCCAAAUCAGAGACAGUGGGUGUCUCUAGUAAGAGGCAGGGGGGCAUCCCAGGGGGUACCUGCUGGGCUUCCGGGCUACCAUACAUCUACACUUUUGAUGGCUACUCUUUUCCUGUGCCUGGGGGAUGUACCUACAUCCUGAGCCAUUGCCCUCAGGCCCUACCCAGUGGCCUCCCUGCCUUCCAGCUGUGGAUCGCCUGCUCUGGAGGGAGGCAGCCCGUGCGCUUUGUCACAAUGCGCGCUUUUGGAAUCACCAUCACUGCUGUCAAACAUGAGUUCGGCUUUGUCCGGGUAAGAAUAAUUAUGUGUGGGAUCCUGGGAAACUGUAUCCUUCUCUGUCCCUCAUUUUUGUCAACUCUACGAUGGAGGCAAUUAUAUAGGUCCACAGUCCCUUAUCCAAAAGGCUUGGGGCCAGGUGCAUUUCAGAUUUUGAAAUUUCAAAUGGUCAUACCGUGCAAAUGCCAUAUGUUACAUGAUAAUCCCAAUGGAUGUCACAUAAUUACAAACAUUAAUAUCUCUGCAGUGAAAUAGCCGAAUAUUCACACUAACUGGGAUAAAUUAAGACCAUAAGCGGCCACGUCAUGAGUUCAGGUGAACUUUUGGUGCCAAUUACAUUUUCACAUCAAACGCACGAAACAUCUUUCAGUCUU
This is a messenger RNA of Neofelis nebulosa (Clouded leopard), 2705 nucleotides long. Its product is annotated as IgGFc-binding protein-like. The transcript is spliced from 3 exons. The record is from RefSeq and is a predicted model, not a curated record. The coding region runs from base 1 to 2586 and encodes 861 amino acids. NCBI's taxonomy places the organism in Eukaryota, Metazoa, Chordata, Mammalia, Carnivora, Felidae.